This is a messenger RNA of Scutellospora calospora, 306 nucleotides long. The record is from the annotation of a GenBank genome assembly. NCBI's taxonomy places the organism in Eukaryota, Fungi, Glomeromycota, Glomeromycetes, Diversisporales, Gigasporaceae.
AUGAGGUUUAUAUUAAUUGUCAAAGAGCUAGGACUGAAAAUUGAACAUGCCUCUACUAGUCUUAUUGUAUCUGCUGUUGGAACCUUUACACGACCACUUGGAAUUAUUAGAAACCUCCCUAUAGAGAUUGAAGGUGCUCGCAUACCUAUUACUGUUGAGGUAGUACUUGCUACUUCCUACUCACUAUUACUUGGAAAUAAUUUGUCUAAGAAGAUUAAGGCCAACUAUAAUUGGGCUAACAGAUACUACUCAUUUAAAUGGAAUAACAAGAAAUAUUCGACCACUACUACUUAUGAAUCAAACUGA